UGUAACCCACUUCUCAGGCACAAUGGCUGUCCCACCAUCCUAUGCUGAUCUUGGUAAAUCUGCCAGAGAUAUAUUCAACAAAGGAUAUGGUUUUGGACUGGUGAAACUCGAUGUUAAGACCAAAUCUGCAACUGGAGUGGAAUUCGCAACAUCUGGUUCCUCAAACACAGACUCGGGCAAAGUAAAUGGCAGCCUAGAAACUAAAUACAAAUGGGGAGAAUAUGGAUUAACCUUCACAGAGAAGUGGAAUACAGACAACACUUUGGGGACAGAAAUUGCCAUUGAAGACCAGAUUGCUAAGGGUUUGAAGCUGACAUUCGACACAACAUUUUCACCAAAUACUGGCAAGAAGAGUGGUAAAGUUAAAGCUGCCUACAAACGGGAGUAUGUCAAUUUGGGAUGUGAUGUGGACUUUGAUUUUGCGGGCCCUGCCAUCCAUGGUUCAGCUGUCGUUGGGUACGAAGGGUGGCUGGCUGGUUAUCAGAUGACUUUUGACAGUGCCAAAUCCAAGCUGACAAAGAACAACUUUGCAGUUGGUUAUAAGACGGGAGACUUCCAGCUUCACACCAAUGUUAAUGAUGGGUCAGAAUUUGCUGGCUCUAUCUAUCAAAAAGUCAGUGACAAAAUGGAGACCGCUGUCAACUUGGCUUGGACUUCAGGCAAUAACAGCACACGUUUUGGUAUUGCUGCAAAGUAUCAGCUGGACUCCCAUGCGUCCAUCUCUGCAAAGGUGAACAAUUCCAGCCUUGUAGGUGUAGGUUACACCCAGACCUUAAGGCCAGGUGUAAAGCUGACACUCUCUGCGCUGGUAGAUGGAAAGAACAUAAAUGCUGGUGGACACAAACUAGGUCUGGGUUUGGAGUUAGAGGCUUAAGCUUGUCACCUUUCUUUCUUCAAAUGGCACCACGGGAUAUCCAGGAAAAUUGGCCUUACUUGUAACAUUUUCAAAAUGAUAACCAGCAUAGCUUAUUUUUGCAUCCCUCUGUUUGUCUCCAACUGCUGCCUUUUAACAUCAUAGGACAGAAAUUGUGCUGAGGUAGACGUUCCUUAUUCUCUGACUUGAUUCUAGUUACAGUUAACCGGUUAUCUCUCCAUGUGGGGACCUUCAGCAAAGCACUCCCUUACAUGUUAUUUAAAUGUGUACUUUACUGUAUAGUAGUGCUUUGUACUAUGGAUAAAAUAGACCUCUACCGAGUGGAAACACACAAUGCACAUGUGUAUGCAUGUUUGUUUUUAUUUUUUAUUAAUAUUAUUAUUUUGUUUCAUAAAGCUAAGUCCAAAACAUGUCAUGGAACUGUGUAUUUCUGCACCCAGAGGGACAGCAAUUUUGCUUAGACCACCUUUAUUUUGUAAGGAUUUUUGAUAUCCCUGAAAAUGUAAGAAUUAUCAAUAAAAAUCUUACAUGUGCAA
This is a messenger RNA of Xenopus tropicalis (tropical clawed frog), 1410 nucleotides long. It is a transcript of the gene vdac2, whose product is annotated as voltage-dependent anion channel 2. Gene Ontology annotation, molecular function: voltage-gated monoatomic anion channel activity. Gene Ontology annotation, biological process: monoatomic anion transmembrane transport; transmembrane transport. Gene Ontology annotation, cellular component: mitochondrial outer membrane. NCBI's taxonomy places the organism in Eukaryota, Metazoa, Chordata, Amphibia, Anura, Pipidae. The coding region runs from base 23 to 874 and encodes 283 amino acids. The transcript has 9 exons. The record is from RefSeq and is marked provisional.